This is a messenger RNA of Capsella rubella, 2399 nucleotides long. Its product is annotated as putative pentatricopeptide repeat-containing protein At1g56570. The record is from RefSeq and is a predicted model, not a curated record. The coding region runs from base 51 to 1889 and encodes 612 amino acids. The transcript is spliced from 2 exons. Gene Ontology annotation, molecular function: protein binding; RNA binding. Gene Ontology annotation, biological process: RNA modification. NCBI's taxonomy places the organism in Eukaryota, Viridiplantae, Streptophyta, Magnoliopsida, Brassicales, Brassicaceae.
UUCUCAGAAAACACUGUAAACAUACAUUGUUGGUGUCUGUAGGCAAGACAAUGAGCAGCAUCACGAAACUUGCACGCUCCAAUGCGUUUAAACCAAUCCCAAACUUUGUCAGAAGCUCUCUACGCAACGCCUGCGUCGAAUCAAGUCAAAACACAGAGUCACCUCCUUAUAGACCCAAGAAGCAUCACAUUUUAGCAACCAAUCUAAUCGUUUCAUAUUUCGAAAAAGGCUUAGUCGAAGAAGCACGCUCACUGUUCGACGAAAUGCCUGAGAGAGACGUAGUAGCUUGGACCGCGAUGAUCACUGGUUACGCUUCUUCUAACUACAAUUCUUGUGCUUGGGAGUGUUUUCAAGAGAUGUUUAGGCAAGGAACGAGUCCAAAUGAGUUCACGCUCUCGAGCGUUCUGAAGUCUUGUAGAAACACGAAGGUUUUGGCUUAUGGUGCUUCUGUUCAUGGGGUUGUAGUUAAACUUGGUAUGGAAGGUUCUUUGUAUGUUGACAAUGCUUUAAUGAAUAUGUAUGCGACUUGUUCGGUAACAAUGGACGCGGCGUGUUUGAUUUUCCGGAAUAUUAAGGUGAAAAAUGAUGUUACUUGGACUACUUUAAUCACCGGGUUUACGCAUUUGGGUGAUGGCAUUGGUGGUUUAAAGAUGUAUAAGCAAAUGUUGCUGGAGAAUGCUGAAGUGACGCCUUACUGUAUAACAAUAGCGGUUAGAGCUUCCGCUUCGAUUGAUUCUGUUACAACGGGAAAGCAAAUUCAUGCAUCAGUGAUUAAGCGCGGGUUUCAGUCUAACCUUCCGGUGAUGAACUCUAUAUUGGACUUGUAUUGCAGGUGUGGGUAUUUAUCAGAAGCAAAACGUUAUUUCAAUGAGAUGGAAGAUAGAGAUCUGAUCACAUGGAACACUUUGGUAUCCGAGCUCGAGAGAUCAGACAGCAGUGAAGCUCUGCUCAUGUUUCAGCGGUUUGAAUCGCAAGGCUUUGUGCCAAAUUGUUACACUUUCACAAGCUUAGUUGCUGCAUGUGCAAAUAUAGCUGCAUUGAACUGUGGCCAGCAACUUCACGGAAGGAUUUAUCGAAGAGGGUUUAACAAGAACGUUGAGUUAGCCAAUGCUUUGAUCGAUAUGUAUGCUAAAUGUGGUGACAUACCAGACUCUCAAAGAGUAUUUGGAGAAAUCGAAGAGAGGAGGAAUCUGGUGUCUUGGACUUCAAUGAUGAUUGGGUAUGGAUCACACGGUUAUGGAGCACAAGCUGUUGAGCUUUUUGAUAAGAUGGUUCAUUCGGGUAUUAGACCCGACCGGAUUGUGUUCAUGGCGGUUCUGAGUGCGUGUCGCCAUGCCGGUCUAGUGGACAAAGGAUUGAAGUACUUUAAAGACAUGGAAAGUGAGUAUGGUCUUAUUCCAGACCGAGAUAUAUAUAACUGCGUAGUGGAUUUGCUUGGAAGAGCUGGAAAAAUAGGCGAGGCUUAUGAAUUGGUUGAGAAGAUGCCGUUUAAGCCAGAUGAAUCCACGUGGGGAGCGAUUCUUGGGGCUUGUAAAGCGCAUAAGCACACGGGAUUGAUAAGUAGAUUAGCUGCAAAAAAAGUUAUGGAGUUGAAACCGAGAAUGGUGGGGACUUAUGUGAUGCUUUCGUACAUCUAUGCAGCAGAAGGUAAGUGGGUCGAUUUCGCGAGAGUGAGGAAGAUGAUGAGGGUGAUGGGGAACAAAAAAGAAGCCGGUAUGAGCUGGAUCGAAGUCGAAAAUCAAGUAUUUAGCUUUGCCGUGAACGAUAAAAUGUGUCCUGAUGCGAGUUCUGUAUAUUCAGUAUUGGGGUUACUGAUAGAGGUGACCAGAGAAGCUGGCUAUGUUCCUGACUUAGACACCUUAGUUUAUGAUCAAGAACUCGGAACGUAAACAUGAGGGCAUUGGUAUAUUAAUGCUCUAGUGCUACUGUUUGUUGUUAAGUUGUCGGUUGGAUUGAUACUCAACGGCUUUUUUCGCCAUUGAAUGACGCAAGACACAACUAACAAAGAUCAAGAAAGUAAAGAUGACUGACAUCAAAGGAUUUCUUGAAGACCACAGAAUCUGACAAUAUCUGAACAAAUCUCUUUUUAGGUAUGGCUCUAUGCAUACAUAUAGUAUUGGAGACUGUCCUACUUUUUAAAGAACAAACAUCACCAUACCUCGAUUUAGAUCAGGUAAUGGCUAAGUUUAGUGUCAGGACUCAGGACAAUCUUAACCUGCCUCAAUGGAUCAAAGUGUUGUUGGUCUAUUUAUAGUACAACUCUUCUUUCUUGUGUUGAGACUGUGACUUUGUGAUAGCUUCCAAGAAACUUUUAGAAAAUUGUUGGCUAUGAAGUCACCUCUAAGUUUGCUUUAUUAAAGCUAAAGAUAUUGCUUUCUGUUGAAAUGUUAACAUCAGAA